This is a messenger RNA of Gopherus flavomarginatus (Mexican gopher tortoise), 2212 nucleotides long. Its product is annotated as solute carrier family 26 member 10-like. Gene Ontology annotation, biological process: transmembrane transport. Gene Ontology annotation, molecular function: sulfate transmembrane transporter activity; oxalate transmembrane transporter activity; chloride transmembrane transporter activity. Bases 105 to 1907 code for a protein of 600 amino acids. Gene Ontology annotation, cellular component: membrane. The record is from RefSeq and is a predicted model, not a curated record. The transcript is spliced from 18 exons. NCBI's taxonomy places the organism in Eukaryota, Metazoa, Chordata, Testudines, Testudinidae.
GGCUGCCCAUCGCCGCCUGGCUGCCCGGCUACCGGCUGGGGCCCUGGCUGCUGGGGGACGCGCUGGCCGGGCUCACCGUGGGGAUCGUGCACAUCCCCCAGGGCAUGGCCUUCGCCCUCCUGGCCUCCGUGGCCCCCGUCUACGGGCUCUACACCUCCUUCUUCCCUGUCAUCCUUUACAUGCUCUUUGGCACCGGGCGCCACAUCUCUACUGGCACCUUUGCCGUGGUGAGCCUGAUGACGGGCUCCGUGGUGGAGCAGCUGGUGCCCUGGCCCCUGGAGCCCAACGCGACCAGCGCGGAGCUGGCGUGGGUGGAGGAGCGGCGCAUUGGCGUGGCUGCUGCCAUGGCCUUCCUCGUGGGGCUUCUCUUGCUGGUGAUGUUUGUGGUGCAACUGGGCUUCCUGGCCACCUACCUCUCGGAGCCCAUCGUCAAGGCCUUCACCAACGGGGCGGCCCUGCAUGUCCUGGUCUCCCAGCUGCCCAGCCUGCUGGGCCUGGCCCUGCCCCGCCACACUGGCUCUUUCACCAUCUUCAAGACGCUGGCAUCGGUGGCGCAGGCGCUGCCCCGGACUAACGUGGCCGAGCUGCUCAUCUCCGCCCUGUGCCUGGCCCUGCUGGUGCCCAUCAAGGAGAUCAACACACGCUUUCGGAACAAGCUGCGGACCCCCAUUCCAGGAGAGAUCGUGGUGGUGCUGGCAGCCACCGGCGUCUGCUUUGCCUCCUCCCUGGACACGCGCUACGACGUGCAGAUAGUUGGCCACCUGCCAGCUGGGUUCCCGCAGCCCCGGCUCCCGGCCCUGCAGUCGCUGCCCCAGGUGCUGGGGGACACAGUGGCCGUCGCUUUCGUGGCCUAUGCCGUCUCUGUGUCACUGGCCAUGAUCUACGCCGAGAAGCACAGCUACACCAUCAACCCCAACCAGGAGCUGCUGGCCCAUGGUGUGUCCAACAUAGUCUCUUCCCUCUUCGCCUGCUUCCCGAGCUCGGCCACCCUGGCAACCACCAACAUCCUGGAGAGCGCGGGGGGACACACACAGCUCACCGGCUUCUUCUCCGGCACGGUGGUGCUCAUGGUUCUCAUGUGGCUCGGACCCCUCUUCCGCUACCUGCCCAAGGCUGUCCUGGCCUGUAUCAAUGUCACCAGCCUGCGCCAGAUGGUCCUGCAGUUCUGGGACCUGCCCGAGCUCUGGAGGAUCAGCCGGAUUGACUUCGCUGUCUGGGUGGUCACCUGGCUGGCCGUGGUGGUGCUGAAUGUGGACGUGGGCCUGGCCGUGGGGGUCGUGUUCUCCAUGAUGACCAUCAUCUGCCGCACGCAGAGGGCCGAGUGCAUGACGCUAGGCAAAGCGGCCAACACGGAAAUCUACCGUCCUCUCCAACGCCACAGCAAGUGUUUUGAGAUCCCCGGCGUGAAGAUCAUGGCUUACCACGCCCCCAUCUACUACGGCAACCGCGACUUCUUCCGCGAGGCGCUGAGCCAGCUGCUGGGUUUGAGCCGGCCGAAGGGCAGCCGGGGGGAGAAGGUGCCACGGGCUGUGGAGAGUGGGGCCAAAAUGAGCAUCAGCACUGUGGAAAACUGUGUCCCCAGCUCUGUGCCGGAUGGGGGAGCCAGGUGCCCCAGCUCAGGUGCCACUGGCAGAAUCCAGGCUGCCAUCCUCGACUGCAGUGGGAUUGUCUUCGUGGACUCCGCCGGGGCCCGGCUGCUCAUUCAGAUGUGCGUGGCGUGCCAGAAGGCUGGCAUCUGCAUGAACCUGGCAGCAUGUAAUGGUGAGGUCCUGGAGACGCUGACCAGCAGCGGCCUGGGACAGCACCUCUCCCCACAGCAGGUGUUUGUGACGGUCCAGGAUGCCCUUGCCUACAUCACGCAAACCACGGAAAAGGUGGCUGAGAAGAAUCCGCCAAUCUGGGUGUAGGAGCCCUGCCACGGGACUGUGGGCACUGCCCGGCCUGUAGGGCCCCUGGGACCAGCCUGGCUCUUGGGCCGUAAAAGCAGGUUGAUUGCCAGGUGCUGUGAAUUCCUGCUCUGCCCACAGGGCUCCCCGGGACCAGGGGGCCAAGGAGCUGUUUGCAGACCACAGAGCCGGGAUGGGGCAGUUGCCUGCUCCCAGGAUGGAUGGAGCCUCCUGCCCCAGGUCUCCAGGGCAGACUGACCUACAGCAAGCGGCUCCCAGGCAGGGGGGCAGCAGCAGCGCAGGGCAGAGGGACCUGGCUGCACGCA